This is a messenger RNA of Cetraspora pellucida, 3324 nucleotides long. The record is from the annotation of a GenBank genome assembly. NCBI's taxonomy places the organism in Eukaryota, Fungi, Glomeromycota, Glomeromycetes, Diversisporales, Gigasporaceae.
AUGUCCGAUUUACCUUAUUCACCGCUCCUUCCAAAUGAUCCAAAUUUUUGGGCUUGGUUAGAUGCACUUCUUCUUGAAAUUCUUAUGCAACAUCAGGCUGUUCCAUUAUCUAGGCAAGCCUUGAAUCAUUUGUCUGCCUUAAACAAUUAUUAUAAUGGUUUCACUGAUAUUCAAGUUAAGAUAUAUGGGGCUCUUGCUCAGGCUCAUGAAUUAUCUGGAAAUUGGCUCGAGGCCAUUAAUGCACAUCGUAAUAUUUUAGCCUUAAGACCUGAUAACAUUGAUGCUAUGGUGGGUUUGGCAAAAUGUUACAACAAGAACGGUGAUAAAACUCAAUUCCUAAGUACUUCUUACGACGUUAUUCGUACUAAACCAACAAACUGGGAAUUCGCAAAUUAUUUGACCGAUGCUCUCACUAAUGACCCUUCCCUUUUUCAAGAAGUUUUGGAUGUUUUAAAUCACGUUUUACAACAUUCUCCAAAUGCUCCUAUAAAGAUGUUAGAUGUGGGUUUUAUACAGUCUCUUUUUUAUCGUCGUGCUCAACUAAAAAAGCGGAAUAAUGAUUACUUUGGGGCACUCAUAGAUUGUUUCUCGGUUUUGGAAAUAGCUUUGAAUGGAAAACCCUUAAAAUCAUUUUUAGAUGAUAUAAUUUUAUGUCUUGGAUUUAGCAAUUAUGAUCCUAAUCAAGUUCCAUUUAUCAUCUUACCUGUUAAUGAUUCUUUAAGAUUACUUGAUUUAUUAUUUCCAACAACAAAUGGACUAUUUCCUGGUCAUUUGGGUUUAUCUUCCCAAUCCGAUAUACGAUUGGCGAAAAAACAGGUCUUUGGUAUUCUUUAUGAGAUAAGCUCUGCUUUUGAAUCUCAUCCAAAAGAAUGUCAAUAUUUUUUAAAUGAUGUAGCCCCUCUUAGUUCAAUAUCUUUAUUAUUUCUAUAUUUGGCUUGCGCUUGUUAUCCUUCUGCUCAAAUUUUCUUUGAAAUCGCCGCUAUGCUGAACAAAAUUUCUGGUGUUACUGCUUGUCGUCAGGCUGCCAUUGGUUACCUUGGUGAAGGUAUUCAAUUGGAUCCUAAAAAUGUUGAUGCUUACAUUAAUUUAGCUGAUUGUUUAUAUAAUGAUGGAAAUAUUACUGGAAUGACUGAAGUAUAUGAAAAACUAUUAUCUUUUCACAUGAUUUCUGAUGAAAACCAUUUGAUUAGAUUCGCCUUUGGAUGUUGUUAUAUAGGUGAUAUUGCCAAAUUAACGGCUACUUGGUCUAAUGCUCUUUUAUAUUACAAAAGAGCUCAUACUUUAAGACCAAAUGAUCCUAUUUUCUUGGCAUCUUUAACUCAAGCUAAUACACAUGUAUGUUACUGGAAGGAUCGUGGUGGAAUAGGUUAUCAUUCAGUUGAUAGUAACGGUAAUUUAAAUCGUUUCUCAACUGUUCAAAAAUCAGGUCAGAUGGCUUUGGUUGCAGAUAUUGUUGAAAAAGCUAUUAAUGAUGGUGCUAAAUUUGGAAAAGGAAUAAUCGAAAAAUCUGGUGGUAUUUUAACUCUUUUAACAAAUUUAUGUUCCAAUUUAAGGGAUGAUGAUAAAUCGGUUAAAUUUUUCAAAGCUAAAGCUGCAAAAUGGAGAAAUCAAACGUUGAAUUUAAAAAAUGAAGGUGGUUGGGUUUUACGUGUGAUUCAUCAUAUAAUGCGUCGAAUUCAACAUAAAUGGUACGUGGACUCAUAUGGUGAUAUAACCCAGAGUCCACAUGCUCUACCACCGAUUAAUGUAACCCCAAAGCUUCGUUCAAAAUACCAACGCCCAUUGGUUCCCUCAGGAUUAGAACAACCAGUGGCUACGCCUAUACAGCCAUUUUAUACAUUCAUAUAUGAUUUAGAUCCAAGACAAGUUCGUAUAAUAUGUCAUAGGACCGCUUUAAACAUUGCUUAUGAGGGUUGCACGGCUUCUUGGUUGGAUACAUGUGUUUUCCCUCCUCCACCACCACCAUCACCUAGGUUGAGAGUUGGUUACGUUUCAUCCGAUUUCAAAGAUCAUCCUUUAGCUCAUUUAAUGCAAUCUGUAUUUGGAAUGCAUGAUCGUAACAUAAUAGAAGUUUAUUGUUAUUCACUUUCACCAAAUGAUGGUUCUUCAUAUCGAGUAAAAAUUGAAAAAGGAGCUGACAAGUUUUAUGAUUGUCACGCUUGGACCACUGAAUCUAUUGUCAAACAAAUAGUUCACGACAAUAUACAUAUUCUUGUCAAUCUCAAUGGCUAUACAGCUGGUGAUAGAAAUCUUAUUUUUGCCGCUCGUCCGGCCCCGAUCCAAGUAACACACAUGGGGUUUGCAAGCUCAUUAGUUGAUGAACAUGUAUGUCCGGAAUCCCAGACCAGCGACUUUCAAUUUUGGAAUAAAAGUCGUGAUAAUGAUGGUGAUUUAUUGGGUGAAGUAGAUCCUGAAGAAGAUGAUAAAAAUUGGACAUAUCCAGAAAAGAUAAUUUAUAUGCCGACUACUUACUUUAUUAAUGAUCAUAAACAAGGAUUCUAUGAUGAUAAUAUUUCUAAAGGAUUUUAUGAUGAGAACAUUCCUGGAUGUAUACUUGCAAAAAAUCAUAUAUUAAGAUGGUUUUUUGAGGAGGAUCGUCGUUGGGAUAUGCGUAAACAACUUUUUCCAAACUUAACUGAUGAUUGGGUUAUAUUUGCCAAUUUUAAUCAAUUGUAUAAGAUUGACCCAGCAAUCUUUAAAUUAUGGUUACGAAUUUUGGAAAGAGUACCGAAGUCUAUCUUGUGGAUAUUAAACUUUCCAGAAGAGGGCGCAAAGAAUCUUUUAGAAACUGCAAAGCAAUGGGCAGGUCCAAAUAUUGCAAGUCAUAUAUAUUUCACGGAUGUAGCGGAUAAAAAACAACACGUUAUAAGAGGAAGAAUAGCUGAUUUGAUUCUUGAUACACCUCAAGUGAAUGCGCACACAACAGCAUGCGAUAUACUCUGGUCUGGAACACCAAUGAUUACACUUUCAGGACCUGAACACAAGAUGUGUUCUAGAGUGGCUUCUUCUAUAUGUAAUGCGACAGGAUUUGGUGAUAAAAUGGUAGUGCCUGAUUAUCAGGCGUAUGAAGACAAGGCAGUGGAAUACGCAAAUUCGGUGGUAUAUAAAUAUUGGUUUGGAUGUUUAUUACCGGGAGCACAACAACGUCUUCAUCGAAAUGGUUUUGGUGAAUUGAUUGAAUUGAGAAAAAAUAUAUACUUAAACCGAGAAAACAUUCGUCUUUUUGAUACACAACAAGCUGUUAAAGAGCUUGAAAAGGGAUAUGUUGAUGCGUGGGUUCGUUGGGUUAAUGAUAACGAACGCAACAUUCAUAUAAAGAUAUGA